AUGGAACACUCAGAUGUGGAAUGGAAGUUCGCUCGUACUCGGCUUUGGAUGAGCUACUUCGAAGAAUCUGCCACAUUGCCACCUCCUUUCAAUAUUCUUCCGACUCCUAAGCUUCUACUCAAGAUGCUGGGCCUUAGGAAGAAGGAUAAGUUGAGGAAAAUGAAGACGAAGGAACAAAAAGAGAAGGAACACGAUGUGCGGUACACAGCUGUGAUGAGAGCUCUAGUAUGGCGAUACGUGUCGGCCAUGCAUAGGAAGAUGGAUGAUGAGGCAGUCACAGAGGAUGACAUCAACGAGCUCAAGGGAGAUGUGUCGGCCUUGAGAUAUGAACUGCUAGAAGUAUUUGAGAAGAACGGCAUGGAUGUCAGCUUCACUGAUAGGAAGGAGAAGAUGGUUCUUGGCAAACGUAUGAAGGUAUGGGAGCGUCGUUUGAUGAAAGACUUCCACGUGGCCCCGGUGUCCUUGGAUGAAGAGAAGCCGGCGGAUGAAGAUGGACUGUCCAGGUUCAGAAGGAUCGCCAAGUUGGCAGUCGCAAGCACUACUAACGCCAAAUGGGAUCAAACGCUUGCCAGUACCGGGAUUUCAUCUCAGAUCGGUCGCUGUCGCAGUAGAGAGUCGUUCAAGAAUCAGCAGAACUUGCAGCGAGCUAUGGAGGAAGCCAGGAAGCUGGUACUUCGCUCGCCAUUACCAGAAGGUUCAAGAGUGGGGACUCCGAUUGAGAUGCCCAUCAGUCCUGGACACACUCUUUUGGAGCUGAUCAAGGAUUUCUCCACGGAAGUGGGGGAGACAGAGGCUGAAGGAGCCGCCACGUCACCUCCGAAGUCACCUUGGAAACCACCAGGAGAAGAAGGUGGUGGUGGUGGUAUGGCUACAGGUGCUCUUCUAUCAGCAAUGGACGCUCGCAGUAGACCAGUGUCUCCCAAACCUGCAACCCCUGCGUCUGCCACCCCAGUGCCUGCUGCAUCACCAGCUCGAGCUCCUGUGCCUGUGAAGACUCCGACAAAGGGUCCAUCACCAGUGCCCACUUCGAGAGGUCCCAGCCCGGUGCCAAAGGCCCCCAGCCCGGUGCCAAAGGCCGCCAGUCCAGUGCCAAAAGCUGUGAGUCCUACAGGUGAAGGGACCACUUCUCCUCAACCAGAUCCAAGUCCUCUGAAAGCAAAGCGUGUGCCUGGAGAAUCGCCACCGAAGGUCAUCAAGCGAAAGCCACCGGGUCCACCUUCACCAUCAGGAGAUGAUUCGGCCUCGGCUAAGCCCGAAGAUGGCGAGACCAAACCUCCAGAAGAUAUAGCAGUAGCCAGACCAGUGGCUCCUGAGAUCAAGCCGGCAGAUGGAGCCAUACCUCCACCCCCACCACCACCGGCGAAGGCUAAGGUAUGUAUGUACUAUCAACUCAACAUCAUUUUCCGUAACCCAAUGAUUUUGCUGCAGGCUCCACCAGCCCCAGCCCCAACAAUGGAAGUAACACCAAGUACACCAGUGCACCCACCAGCUUCAGCUCCGGAGGUGGCUCCCAAGCCACCAUCCCCCCCUAAAGUGGCACCACCACCAUCCAGAGCCGCGUCUCCACAACCUUCCACUUCUGCUGUAGUGCCUCCAUCCCCAGCGCCACCAUCCCCACCAAAGCGGCUGACAUCCACCUCCAGCACGGAACAGCUGAUACCACCAGCGUCUCCUGAACCUCUCCGUCCAGCCAAGAAGUUAGACGAGAUCAAGACCAUUAAGAGACAACAGAAGACCGGCUGGCUAUAG
This is a messenger RNA of Spodoptera exigua (beet armyworm), 1749 nucleotides long. Lineage: Eukaryota; Metazoa; Arthropoda; Insecta; Lepidoptera; Noctuidae. The record is from the annotation of a GenBank genome assembly.